CAGGGCCUGGGCCCGCACCACGGAGGAGCUGGCGCUGCCCAGAGAUUUUCUGAAUGAAGCUUUCAAGAGAGGAGGCCCAGAUGGUCCCAGUGCCCAUGCGAUGAGGGGAGAGAUCACGUUUUCCCAGUGGGUGCCGCUCAUAGAAGAAGACUGCAGGAAAUCCUCUGAGGUCUUCGGGAUCCGCCUGCCUCAGGAUUUUUCCAUAAGUCAGAUCUUUGGCAAAGCACUUGCAGAAAGAAAGAUCAACCACCCCAUGCUUCAGGCAGCUCUCACUCUCAGAAAGAAAGGAUUUACGACCUGCAUUCUCACCAACAACUGGCUGGAUGACAGCAGACAGAGAGGCAGCAUGGCCCAGCAGAUGAGUGAGCUGAGGCCGCACUUUGACUUCCUGAUAGAGUCGUGCAGGAUCGGAGUGGCCAAGCCUGACCCCCAGGUCUACAAGUUUAUGCUGGACACCUUGAAGGCCAGCCCCAGUGAGGUUGUUUUCUUGGAUGACUUCGGGUCUAAUCUGAAGCCGGCCCGUGACCUGGGAAUGGUCACCAUCCUGGUCCGCGACACUGAGACGGCCCUGAGGGAGCUGGAGAAAGUAACCGGGGUGCAGCUUCUUCAAACCGCAGCCCCUGAACCCAUCCCGUGCUGUCCAAGCGACAUGAGCCACGGGUACGUGCCGGUGAAGCCUGGGGUGCGCUUGCACUUCGUGGAGCUGGGCUCCGGCCCGGCCGUGUGUCUCUGCCAUGGGUUUCCUGAGAGCUGGUUCUCUUGGCGGUACCAGAUCCCUGCCCUGGCCCAGGCGGGCUUCCGGGUCCUAGCCGUGGACAUGAAAGGCUACGGAGAGUCAUCUAGCCCUGCUGAAAUAGAAGAAUAUUCCAUGGAAGUGUUAUGCAAGGACAUGGUAACCUUCCUGGAUAAACUGGGCAUCUCUCAAGCCGUGUUCAUCGGCCACGACUGGGGAGGCGCGCUGGUGUGGAACAUGGCCCUCUUCUACCCUGAGAGGGUGAGGGCAGUGGCCAGUUUGAAUACCCCCUUCAGGCCAGCAAAUCCCAAGCUGUCUGUGAUGGAGCUCAUCAAAGCCAACCCCGUUUACGAUUACCAGCUCUACUUCCAGGAACCGGGAGUGGCUGAGGCUGAGCUGGAGCAGAACCUGAAUCGGACUUUCAGAAGCUUCUUCAGAACACAUGAUGAGACUUUUCUCACCGUGAACAAAGUCCGUGAAGUGGGAGGACUCUUUGUGAACACCCCAGAGGAGCCCAGCCUCAGCAGGAUGGUCACCGAGGAGGACAUCCAGUUCUACGUGCAGCAGUUCAAGAAGUCCGGUUUCAGGGGUCCUCUAAACUGGUACCGGAACAUGGAAAGGAACUGGCAGUGGGGCUGCAAAGCCUUGGGAAGGAAGAUCCUGAUUCCGGCCCUGAUGGUCACCGUGGAGAAGGACUUUGUGCUUGUUCCUGAGCUGUCCAAGCAUAUGGAGGACUGGAUCCCCCAUCUGAAAAGGGGACACAUUAAUGAUUGUGGACACUGGACACAGACGGAGAAGCCCACCGAGUUAAAUCGGAUCCUCAUUGAGUGGCUGGAGACUGAUGCCAGGGACCCACCGGUGGUCUCAAAGCUGUAGGGUGUGGCUUGUGUCAGCCCCCAGCCCCCAGCAGGUGCUCCAGCCGCUUCACCUGCUGGGGCGCUGCUCUGGUACCCGGACGGGGCCUUCCCUCAUCUCAUAACCAGCAGCGUUGUUCUGAAGGAGUUUGCAGCAAAGAGUGAUUUUCUUUCAAUGAAAUGAGUCAAAUUUGACAUAAUUUGAGACACACGGAAAGUCACGUGUGAUUAAUUUUCUGGAUAUGAAUGCAUCGCUUUAUCUCUAAAAAUGAUUAGUGAUCGGUGGGGGAUGGAAUGGGAUGGCCAGGGGGUGAUUUUUCUUUGACUAAUCAGUUUAUCGAUUUGAUGAUGCAAAAUCAGCAAUCUGGAAGCAUUUCAGCAGACUGGGACUCCUUUAUUCAAUAAAGUUAACAACUGUGA
Vicugna pacos (alpaca) is the source of this 2007-nucleotide messenger RNA. RefSeq names its product epoxide hydrolase 2 (gene EPHX2). The record is from RefSeq and is a predicted model, not a curated record. Gene Ontology annotation, molecular function: catalytic activity. NCBI's taxonomy places the organism in Eukaryota, Metazoa, Chordata, Mammalia, Artiodactyla, Camelidae.